UCUCAGAGCGAGGAGGAGGAGGCGACAGGAGCGAUAGAGAUGGGGCGCACGGACAGGAGACAGUGGCUCGGACCAUCGGCGGUCAGUUGUUGCGCCUCCGCAGUCGUUGUGUUGUCACAUGAAUUUUGCAGUGCAGCAAUCUCUCGCGUGGUUUGAUGCAGAUCUGUCGAUGUAUUGAGAUUGAGGAUCGCAACAGCGAGAAGAGCGAAGAAGUGGAGGCUGCCUUUUCUAUAUGGUUCCUGUCAAAGUCUGAUCGUGUCACCCUCCCACAGAAUGAAGUGAUGUCGAUCUCGGACUCUCAGCAUUCGCGCAUGCGCUCUGACAGCGAGCUUACGUACGUUUUUCGGGCACUCGGAUCAAUCAAACAUUACGGUACUUCAGCGUUAGCUUAUGUGAACAUGACAGGGAAUCGGAUACCACGUGCUGUGUCUGAGAGCUGACUGAAUUCCCAUCGAGAGAGCGAUCGGAUCUACGGAGUGACCGUGUACAGAACUGCGAUCAAGUCUGCCGUAGACACAACUGGACUCUGGACAAAUCUGAUUCGAGUGGAAAGUGAGCGAAGAUGGAAGUAGCAGUGGCGGCCGUGACCAUUAUCGGACAACUGGAGACUAUCUACAUGAUUAUUGACAAAAUAGUUCAAUAUCAGCAGAUGGUCUGCAGAUACAAAGAUACGUGUCGAGAUUUUGUCAACUUCGUCAAGGAAAUUGAAACUGUUUUGAGAAACAAAGCGUCCAAUUUGAAACUGGAUCAGGAGAGAAAGUUUAGUAAUGACGUGAAGAGGCAGCUGGACAACCUGGAGGAGCACCUGCGAUGUGCGGCGGCCUUAUUAAGCGAUCUGGAGUCCCCUCUCAGAAUAGCAGCUUACACAGGAGUGGCUGCAAAUAAAAUAAGUGAACUCCGAGGACAACUCAUGGAGGCGGUCACGCUCUUAACAUUCCACAUCGUGUGCUCUCCUUCUGAGAAACAGCCGGAGCAUCUUCAGUGUCCUCCUGACGACACGCAUCCACUUUCUCAAGUCCAUCACAUUCCGAGAAUUUUCAAGCAGGAGAUUCAUCACCAUGUGGAGCCACGCGUCGAAGCCAGGACUUCAUACCAAAAACCCUCACACCAAGAGGUCCACGUUUCCUACCACCACAUUGCCCCUCAUGACAGUCCUCAUGCUCACGACCGUCCGAAAGGUCGCGUGAGAGGCAGCCGUGAAUGUCACUGUCCUCAUUGUGAAACUCACCACUCCGCAGGCAUUGCUGAAUCUGCUUCUCCCAGGCUUCACGGGAACGAGCAUGCUCCUGGCCAUAGCCAACAGCAUUGUGUUCACUCCCCUCCUCAGCGUUCGAAAAGCCUUUCCAAGCUUCCUUCAGCUGCUCCACCUCUUUAUGCCAAACGCCACUCACAUAUCGUCGCUCAUCCCCAUAUUCUGGAUUUCCACCAUGCUCUGGAAUUCCACCAUGCUGAAAAUGGUGCUAAAAUCUCCUCAGGUCCUCAUGCUGAUUCCCAUCCUCCGUCUCGGGGUUCCACUUCCCGUUCUAGAAGCAGUUCUAAAAUGGGUUCCCCCAGUCAUUCUGACAGUCACCACUCUCGAAGUCCCACUCACCAUCAUCAAUUUGAGCUUCUGAAUUCCAGAGGCAGUUUCAAUGCGUCUUCUUCCCCAAGUGCUGCUGCUGCUGCUGCUGAAUGUCGUAACUCUUCGAGCCCUGCCCACCACCGUCACCACCAUCAUUCUGAUAGGCAGCUUUCCAGAAGCAGUUCCAAGAUGGACUCUCCAUUCCAUCCUGACAGUCACCACCAUCAACCUGAUGCUGCUCUGCAUCCACGAAGCAGUUCCAGGAAGACUUCCCCAAGUCAUCCUGAUGCCCACACUGAUUCCAGACGCAUUUCGAAGUUGGCGUCCUUUAGCCAUGCCGAGAAUCAGCCGCAUCAGCAUGAUUCUCAUCCUCGAGGAAUCAGCUCUAAGGUGGCGGAAAAUAUUCACUCCUCGAUCGAUCCUCUCUUGACUGAGAAAAUUCUUCACCGACCUCUCUGUCCUCACCACAAUCUUGCCGAAGAGUGUGCUCAGAAGAGCAGCAGCCAUUUGAAGAGCGCUCCGAUUCCUGCGGCUGCAAUCGACCAUCUCCAUCAUUCUUCCGCUUCUUCUCACCAACACCAACACCACCAACGGAAAGCUCUUCCCCAUCAACAUCAACGUCAACAUCAACACCAACACCAACACCAACAUCAGCAGUUCUCGCCUUCGCCAUCUCAAUCGACGAGCGUGGGCAGGUCUGAGUCGCAGGCCUUUCUGUUCGCCAUCGGUCCCUAUGGCUAAGAGCUCUCACUGACAGAGGGGAGUUGCCAUGGUCUGUCCCUCGGUUGCCAACUCUGUCGAGGCAGAGAAGGACGAUUCAGACGCCUCCGAUGAGGACUUUCGUCUCGGAAGUGGCAGCACGAGGAAGGUUGCGGGCGACUUGAGGAAAGCAGGCUCCCAUAGCUCGAAAUCAUCAUGGUCCUGGAUCGGAUCAAUCAAUCCUCUCUGCUGCCGCGCUUGUGUUGAACGAUUAUUACAAGCUACUGUUGGUCAAAUCUGCUGCAUAUCCUAUCCUCGUGCAACAUGGUUCUUGGAAACCAUGCGCAUCCUCUUGCACGUAUCAGCUGUUUCCAUCGUCAUCAUGGAGAUUGAAAGAGAGAGAGAGACUUGCAGAGCAGAAGAGGGUCGUCCUUGUUCCCAGUGCUUUCUUUGGAGUCCCACCAAAUCGAAGCAGCCCCGAGAGCAGAAAGUUUAAGCCCUCUUAAUCUGAGCUGCCCUGCAGCCAUCUCUUAAUGGAAGAGUCCCGGCCGCCAUCGUUACAUAUUUUACAAUAGCACGAGGGCUCAUGAACGGAACACUGAGCCCCAGUUUACAUUCUACACCUCUUCCUCAGGUAGAGUCUUCUUAGUGCAGGCACCGAUUCCGACUUCGAUCCGAUUUCCGGCUCUGAGUUGGUUCUCGGUCCACCAUGUUUGUCGUGUCGCUGAGCAGCAGCACACCUGCUGUGAAUUUCGACUAGUUAAAUCUGGACCCCCUCGGUCCACCAUUUAGUAUCGUGUCCUCGGCCAGAAGAGUCAUGUGAUCACGCUCUGAAAUUCUGAAACUGAAAUCAAUAGAAAAUGUUCUC
Molecule: messenger RNA, 3128 nt
Organism: Marchantia polymorpha subsp. ruderalis
Lineage: Eukaryota; Viridiplantae; Streptophyta; Marchantiopsida; Marchantiales; Marchantiaceae
Source: the annotation of a GenBank genome assembly